Eimeria maxima is the source of this 1584-nucleotide messenger RNA. RefSeq lists its product as hypothetical. Bases 1 to 1584 code for a protein of 527 amino acids. The transcript has a single exon. Lineage: Eukaryota; Apicomplexa; Conoidasida; Eucoccidiorida; Eimeriidae. The record is from RefSeq and is a predicted model, not a curated record.
AUGCUAUUCCAUUCUUUGUCUUGUGAGAGGACGGAGGGAACGAAAAAGGCUGCAUUGAGGGGCACUACACAAGCGCGUUCACAAAGCCUCUUUGGAUUUCAACCUUCGACCAUCGAACAAGAUGACGAGGCGGUUUUGGCGGGAUCUACUGCUGCAUCUUCAGGGUCGUUAGAGAGAGACUUUGUAAACCAAGGAGAGGACUUGGAUUGUCAGGCACCGGCAGAAGAUGCUGGGACAGGUGACUCCCGAAGUAGAAAGAUAGCUGCAAUUGUGAAAAUGCUCUCCUCUGCUGCCGAGGAAUUUGAGGCGGGUUCGAAAGGUGCUCAAGGACGGCUUCAACAGGCCUCUUGUGGACCAUUUACUCCAAAGGCGAGAACGCUUGAAAGGGCAUCUCUGGAUCGACCUGCUGCUGAGUCGCCUGCUUCUCCUUCGGUUGACAAUCGUGGAGUGAUGGAGAGUUUGUCUGUGCAGACCCUGAAGACGUCCCACCUCGCAAAUCGUAUUGCUGAUCCGCAGAGCGUAGAUAAUGGAGUGGCUGGCGAUGCAUCGAAAUUGUCAGUCCCACAGUCACCGAAUGAAAAAGCGCAAAGCAAUUUACUCCACCAUGACGUGGCAUAUGGCGUUGGACCUUACGGAACGCCAACCAUUCCCUUUUAUUCUGUUGUUUUGCGGGAAGCUAGUGAACCAGUGGUACAGGCACCGUUCGCAGGAAGCAUGCUGGCAAACUUGCAGCUGGAGUCAACAGAAGAUAAUUUCUCAAGAACUAAUGGGGUUUCUAAGAAAAGCGGGUGCAAUGGUACACAAGGAAAUUCGAAUUUUGGAUAUGUACCUAGCUACAUGCUGCAACCCGUGACAUCCUGCCAAGCAACUACUAUCAAAGCAGGCCCUUCGUCCGUAUCUGUUUCUGUCUCGAAAGCCCCUGGAAACGGUGCAGGAACAGACAUCCCCACUCCCACCUUAGCCCAUCCAUACGUUCGUCUGCCAUUUGUUCCUCGUGAGGCAAUAACACGCACUUUUGACUUCAAAUGUGCACUCUCUUGCGGCCUUCAUGAUAGGUUCGUAUUGACACAUCUGGAGACCAUGCGAACGCUGUUCGCGAAAGAAUCCUUGGAUUGGAUUAGCGUGAACAAGCUCCUCUCUACUAGCCAAAGAUUGGUCAACCAUGCAUUUUUCCUCCUACGGCUACCCCAGGUCCCUGAUAUCCCGAGCCGUGUAAAUAGAAAGCUGGGACUUCUAUUUCUCACGUUUGACGCGGUGGUAUGUACUAUUGAACUACUGGGGGAAAGCAUGCUAACCGGCGCAUGGUGGCGGAAGUUUACAGGUGCAUUUAACACAGAUUAUUACCUAAAGGCAACGGGGACAAUAGUUCCGGCUGAAACAGGUCGUGCUGGUUUUGGUAAUCGCUUGCUUUCUGCAUUGAGGAUAUACAAGACAGGAAGGCGGCCCCAUGCAGAGGAAAUCAUCUCAUUAAAACGAUUGCUUUUCUGCUCCAAUGUGUCCCCCGAUAUCUUCCAGAGACGCCAGUGGGACCAGUGGAGGUUGGACGAUAAAGAGUGGUGUGGUGCGAAGUGGACGGGCGUGUAG